UUUUGAUCCUCUAAAAAAAAAACCAUAAAUUCCUGCAAUUCAUUUCUAUCAUUUUGGAUAUGAAGAACUCUUUUCGAUUUUCGUUCACCGUUAUAACUACCUUCAUCAUUUGUGUACUAGUAUCUGGCGCGAUGGUGAAUGGACAAUGUUCAUUCCCUCAACCGGUAGGACCAAAUGGGAAAUGUGUUCCCAAAGAUUGCAAGUCUUUGUGUCACAAGAAGUAUAAAGGAGGCAGUAUAUGUACUACUGGGAAACCAAACAUUUGCAUGUGCUUGGUUUGCAGACGACGCUCACCAGAAGUAUAAAGGAGGCGGUAGGUGUACUACAGGAAAAUAAAACAAGUGCAUGCAGAUGCUCUUAAUGAAUGUGUAUAAUACAACUAUAUAAGUUUACAAUCCAAAUUCAAGUUCACAUUAUGAUUUAUGCAUGCAUAUUAUUAAUAAUUAAAUUCUCAUAAUAUAAUCUAAUAUUUUCUUUGGUAUGUUGCGCAAUAUUUUGUACUAGUGGAUCGUUAUCAAAGUACUACUCUCUAUGUGGAUUCUUUUUUUUUUUUUUUUUUUUCU
Messenger RNA from Arabidopsis thaliana (thale cress), 563 nucleotides. RefSeq names its product low-molecular-weight cysteine-rich 10 (gene LCR10). The record is from RefSeq and is marked reviewed. The transcript has 2 exons. Gene Ontology annotation, cellular component: extracellular region. The coding region runs from base 60 to 305 and encodes 81 amino acids. NCBI's taxonomy places the organism in Eukaryota, Viridiplantae, Streptophyta, Magnoliopsida, Brassicales, Brassicaceae.